AUGAAGAUAGUUAACACGGUUUCACGAGACGAAGAACAUGCUGAUGUUUCUAAAGAUCACAAAGGAAUCUAUUGGCGAUUACUUUUCCUUAAUUUAGUCGUUCUAUGGACAUAUCAUUCGUUAAUGUCUGCACAGAAUUAUUACAUCAAGUAUUUUCCAACGAGUCGAUUAGAAUUUUGGGGAACGGUGUUAGCUGGCAGUGUGAUGUUAUUCUGUCACAUAGGUCAACUGUUUGGUUUUUAUAAAUAUGGAUUUACUAAACGUAUCAUACCUGGUUUUCUUGGAUAUAUCAUCAUUGGAAUUCUUGUUAUGUCAUGGAAAAAUCCUAUUAUUUUAUUAAUCGCCUUUGGAACUGUCGGAGCUUUAAAUACGUUAACUGAAUCGCCAGUUUAUGCAAUUAGUGGGUUAUUUCCAAUUGGAUCGUUUACACAAGCUGUUCAAGUGGGCAAUGCUAUUGCUGGCUUUUUAAAUGUGUCUAUCAAUACAAUUUUACGUUUAAUUGUCUUACUUGUUCAUAGCCAUAUCGAUCAGGAUCAAUUAUCGUUUUUUCUAUUUAUGAGUGUUGGAAUUCUGUUGAGUUUUCUUGCAAUUUAUGUCUAUUAUCAAUUGAUACAUAUACCUUCGAUACAGAUUCGAAUCCAACAGCAAAUGAUCGCGUUCAAACAGACGAAACAUGAUGAUGUUGUUGACUUACAUCUGAUUAGAAAUGAACUCUCCUAUUGGCAACUAACAAAAAUUCUUAAACCACAUCUAUUUGUACAAUUUUAUACACUAUUUAUUACUCUAUUAUUAUGGCCAGGUAUUCCUUGUAAUGCUUCGAAACAUGGUUGGUUUCAGUAUGGUGGACACCUUUGGUGGUGCUCACCAUUUGUUAUCGGAACGUUUAAUCUUGGUGAUUUAGUUGGACGAAUAGUGGCGAUCAAAAUUUAUCAAUAUUUUUCCACGAAAAUCUUGUUUAUCGCUUCGAUUCUACGAACAUUUUUCGUUCUGAUUAUUAUUUUCCGGCAUGGGAUUGACAAUAUCUUUUUAUUGCUCUUAAUCACUCUACUAGGAUUUACUAAUGGCCUUCUGGCAACUGUUGCGUUCAUGUAUCGUCCAUCGGCUAUCGUCGGAGUGAAUAAUUAUGAAAAAGCUGCUUAUCUGAUGGCUUCUGCGUUGUACUUUGGGAUUGCUAGCGGAUCAAUUGUUGCUGCUAGUUUAUCUUCAAGUCAUGUUCUCGAAUAA
Molecule: messenger RNA, 1224 nt
Organism: Adineta ricciae
Lineage: Eukaryota; Metazoa; Rotifera; Eurotatoria; Adinetida; Adinetidae
Source: the annotation of a GenBank genome assembly